AGAAAUGAACUCAACGCAUUUACUGCUACCACUCGAGUAGGUUGUCCUUAAUGUCAUGUAUUUAUCUGACAUGUUUUUUCCAUCACCAUUGACCAGAAGACAACUUUGUAGUCGAGCGUUCAUUACCGACAAACACUAAGGACUGAAGUUGAGGCGGGUCGAUGUCUAAAGACAACCGCCAUGAUGGGAGACGGCGUGGCGCUGGCCAGCACCGUCUCGGCCCGAGAGUUAGCCAAGGUGUUGACGGGAGGGAAAGGUCUGGGAGCAACAGCUCUGGCUCCUCGCACGGAGGAGGCAAAAGCAAAAGUACAUCCACGCUUUCAUCUAAGACCUCCUUUCAGCGUUCCAACAGCCACGACAAAGUGCGAAAAAUAGUCGCAGAAGAGGGUCGCACUGCUCGGAAUUUGAUCGCCUGGAGUGUCCCUUUGGAGAACAAAGAGGAGGAAGCAAAAUCCAAAGGCUGUGCCAGCAGCUGUCCAAAGUCUCAAAGGGUCAACGCUGGACAACAGAAGAAUAAAAAACAGAAUGCUGGUGUGGAAAGUAAGAGCACAUCUGGAACCGUAUUGGACAAGGGUACUGACAAGAGCCCCACCAAAGCCAGACAGCCCCGCAAAGUGGACCUGCGUGCUCGAUACUGGGCAUUUCUCUUUGACAACCUGCGUCGGGCAGUGGAUGAGAUUUACGUCACAUGCGAAUCUGAUCAAAGUGUCUUAGAAUGCAAGGAGGUGUUGAUGAUGUUGGACAACUAUGUUCGGGAUUUCAAAGCACUCAUAGACUGGAUUCAGCUUCAGGAAAAAUUGGAGAAAACAGAUGCCCAGAAUAGACCGACUUCUUUAGCAUGGGAGGUGCGAAAGAUGUCCCCUGGACGCCAUGUAAUGCCAAGUCCCACUGCAGACAGAAUAGUACCAUCUUCAGGUACACGUCGCACCCUAAACUUUGGUGGUACUCCACCAGCUCUGGCCGCUGCUCGGCUCUCCCACACAGGUCCCAGCUGGGCGGACAGAGUAAAGUGCACUCAGGCCACCCACAGCACCAGUCAACCAACCACAUUCCCAGCAGAAAAACCCAGUAAAAAAGAUGCAGAAGGCUGGGAGACGGUGCAGCGGGGACGGACUGCCAAACCCCGCUCUGCUUCCAUGGUUGCCAAGGAACAGCCACAGCGCCGUCCUGUGUGUCCCUCGGACAAGGACAUGACCCAAACUGACUUCAGGCAGCAAGUUACCGAGGAGCCUGUCCCAGUGGAGGAGGUUGAACAUCCACAAAAUGGACACAUAAUGGAGCCUCCAGCAGAGCCUAUACAACACUCAGAGCACUGUGUCGACGCACCCUGUGAAGACGUGCCUCCCCCUGUAGCAUCACUUGUCCCAUUCCAGGCCUCAGAGUGCCCCCAGUCCAAAGCCCCAGUCCCACCAACAGACUCUAUUACUAUGUCAAUCCCAGUCUGUGCUCAGACCAUUACAGCAUCCGUCGACCUGCACCAGACGAAUGGGCUCAGUAGUAUGUUGGCCUCUGGGGACGCUGGAGCUGAGGGGGGCGCGUCACAGGGCAUGACAACAUCUGCUCCAGGACGGGCCGAGGCUCCCAUGGCAGCGGUGAAACUGGAGAGUGUGCUGGACCCCACAGAGCUUUCUACUCCUCAGUCGAUGGCCGAGGUUCUGGCCAAGAAAGAGGAGUUGGCGGACCGGCUGGAGAAGGCCAAUGAGGAGGCCAUAGCCAGCGCCAUCGCUGAAGAGGAGCAGCUGACCAGAGAGAUUCAGGCAGAGAAUAACGACCUGGAAACUGACAAUGAAAGUGAUUUUACUGCUAACAGUUGUGGGGUUUAUGGAGGCAACAUCGAUUGGAGCGAUAUGUUGGCUGAAUUUGAUGCUCGAGAAUCUUGGCGUCAGAGUACCUCUUGGGGGGACAUAGUAGAGGAAGAGCCGGCCCGCCCUCCUGGACAUGGAAUCCACAUGCAUGAGAAAUUGUCCUCUCCAUCACGCAAAAGAACAAUUGCGGAGUCAAAGAAGAAACACGAGGAGAAACAACUGAAGGCGCAGCAGCUGAGGGACAAACUCCGUGAGGAAAAGACGCUCAAGUUGCAGAAGCUCAUGGAGAGAGAAAAGGAUGUGCGAAAAUGGAAAGAGCAGUUGUUGGACCAGCGUCGGAAGAUGAUGGAAGAAAAACUUUUGCACGCCGAGUUCAAGAGAGAGCUGCAACUCCAGGCCAUUGUGAAGAAAGCUCAAGAAGAAGAGGCCAAGGUGAAUGAAAUAGCUUUCAUCAACACUCUGGAAGCCCAGAAUAAGAGGCACGACGCCCUAGCCAAGUUAAAUGAAUAUGAACAACGCCUUAAUGAGCUGCAGGAAGAAAGGCAGAGAAGACAAGAAGAGAAGCAGGCUAGAGAUGAGGCAGUGCAGGAACGCAAGCGGGUCUUAGAAGCAGAGCGGCAGGCAAGAGUGGAGGAGCUGCUUACGAAGAGGAAGGAGCAGGAGGCUCGUAUCGAGCAGCAGCGGCAGGAGAAAGAGAAAGCCAGGGAGGAUGCAGCAAGGGAAAGGGCCAGAGACCGAGAGGAGCGUCUGGCUGCUCUUAGUGCCGCCCAGCAAGAGGCCAUGGAGGAGCUUCAGAAGAAAAUUCAAAUGAAGCAUGACGAGAGCAGCCGAAGGCAUAUGGAGCAAAUAGAGCAAAGAAAAGAGAAAGCUGCUGAGCUCAGCAGUGGUCGACAUGCGAACACAGACUACGCCCCUAAACUGACACCUUACGAGCGCAAGAAACAGUGCUCACUUUGUGGUGUUGUGAUCACCUCAGAGGUGCACCUGUUCAGCCACACCAAGGGCAAGAGGCACCAGCAGGCCGUGCGAGACAGUAGCAGCAUCCAAGGCCGGGAGCUCUCUGAUGAGGAAGUGGAGCAUCUCUCCUUAAAGAAGUAUAUUGUGGACAUACUGACGGACAGCUCCGUCUCCUCUGAGAGUGUGAAGGAUGGUGAAGAGCGCCAGAAAGCGAGGAAGAAAGCAAAGAAGCUUCGUGCCAGAAUGAACUCCAGAGCGAAGGAAUAUGAGAAUUCAAUGGAGGCAAAGAAUCAGGUUCUUGACUCCCCAUACAAAGCCAAAUUGCAGCGUUUAGUUAAAGACCUACUGAAGCAGCUGCAGGGCCAAGAUGGAGGACAGUGGGCCAACAACAAAGCAUCUGGACUGGACAGAACUCUGGGAGAAAUCUCUCGUAUCUUAGAGAAACGGAAUAAUGCAGACCAAGUGGCCUUCCAAGUGGGCGGUGGCCUGAGCGCUUUGGAGCAAAUUUUGCAGGUCAUCACUUCUGUUACCACACCCACUGCAGUCCCACGUAUUCCUAUCAAAUCUCUCUGUGCUGCUGUAAAUACCUACUGUCUGGUAUGUUCCUCCUGUACCUUCAACUGCAGUUAUGUGCUCUUUAGCAACAAGAUAGUCUUCCUCAUGGACCUGCUGCUUCACCAACUAACACUGUAUGUUCCAGAUGAAGACAAAUCCAUUUUUGGCUGCAGCAUAAACAAACAGGUCUUUGAAGGGCUCACAACAGGCCUGCUUCAGACCAUUGCUGCCAUUUUGAAGCCCCUGUUUCUCUGCGUUGUUGAGUCGGGCCAAUGUGAAAACUUUUGGAUUUCAUCUUCAGGUGCCAAGGUCAAUAGUUCUGCUGUAGAGUCCUACAGCACUCGACUUCAAGAUCUUAUCAGUUAUGUAGUAAACAUGGGCUUAAUUGACAAGUUGUAUGGAUGCUUCCUGUCAGUCCAAAGCCCUAUAGAUGAGCACCCCAAGAUGUCUGCUUUUCUGGAGCAAGCCUCGUCUCUGCUGAACCGAAUGUGUGAGCUGUGCUUUGUCGUAACUGGACGGGCUCCCAAUAUUUUUGACAAUAAACGGCAGGAUCCAACUGGACUUACAGCCGUUUUGCAGUCCACUGACCUGGUGGGAGUGGUGCAUACCCUUUAUUGCAUCCUGCUGCACAGUUUCUCGCCAGAGUCUGCCUCCCAGACUCAAGAACCCUACGGCCCUGGGGUCAUCCAGGUGGCUAUACACGGCAUCCGGUUCCUCAACAGUUUUGCCAUUCUUGACCUAUCGGCAUUUCAGUCUGUUCUUGGAGCUGAGGGCCUCUCUCUGGCGUUCCGACACAUCGUCAGCUCGCUGCUCUGGUACUGUACCCAACAUUCCUCUGAAGAGCUGCUUCACGAAGUCAUCAUCUGUGUGGGAUACUUCACUGUUAACCACCCAGACAACCAGGUGAUAGUGCAGUCUGGCCGCCAGCCCAGCGUUCUGCAGAAACUUUGUCAGCUGCCCUUCCAGUACUUCAGCCACCCACGUCUUAUCAGAGUGUUGUUUCCGACCCUCAUCUCGGCCUGUUACAACAACUCUCACAACAAGGCGAUCCUGCAGCAGGAGAUGAGCUGCGUGCUGCUGGCUACCUUCAUUCAGGACUGUGUUCCAAAUGAGAAAGACUCGGAGACUAAGAUAUAUAAGAGCGCUACCCGAUGUCUGCAGAAUGAUUGCCUGCUGUCCUACCGCUUUCCAAGAGAUCAGUGGGACUCAGCCUUGCAGUUUUUCCUCAAGAAGCAGGAGGAGUGAUGGAGUUGAACUCUGUCCUCCGAAUUAAAAAAAGCACAGUUAAACAGUUGCAAAGGGUAAUUUCUUGGUGACAGUCUUUUCAUUCAGAGAUUUAUCUUUAGACUUUGUCAAAUGUAAAUAAGUCGAAGCCUUAUGUUGCAUCCAUUUUGAUUUCUUGGAAAUCUUGUUGAUGCAAAAGAGAAUUUGCACAAAAUGUCUUAUUUGUUCUUUACAGUUUGAACACUUUACUGUAGUCUGUUUACGGUUUAAGUUGUUUUGCAUUCAUUUGUUUCUGUUGCACAGUUAAUAGAAAUAAAACAUUUAAUUAUACUGUAACUAUACAGGUUGCCAAGCAUUCUCAUCAGUGCUGUCUGUUAAUUUGUUGUAUUUUGGUGGUUACUUAUGCGUUAGCUACUCCACUAUAUUUUUUUUUCAUCUCUUCGUAUUGCAAGGUAUUAAUUGUUGACAGGAGGAACUUACAAGAUCACAAGUGUGUUGUAUGAGCAUAAAUACUGCUCACAGAUACUCGUUACUUUAUUCAACUAGUCAGUUUACUGCUUGAGUCGUUUCAAUCCAUUUUGUUUGAUCAAUUCAUAGAAAUAGGAUACAUUUAGUUAUUUAGAAUUUGCCGGUCAUUUUUAGUAGUACGGUUUCUGUUAAUUUAUUGGAUAUAGACUCAGAAUGGUUUGUUGUGUCAUUUGAAAGUUGAUGGUUCAUUUGAAAGAUAUGUGAGGUUUUUACAGUGUAAUGACAUUGUUCUUCUGCUUGUGGGAGCAAUUUACAAGUUAAUAUGUAUGUAGUAUUAGUCUAAAUAACUUAUUUUUAAGUUAUUUUCUGCACUACGUUAAAAAAAAUAGACAUUUGCUCUUCAGAUAAUUCAUUUACUGUUUGAACAUUUCAUUUGAAUCCACCUCUUCCUGUUGUGCGGUUAGUUGGGGAAAAAACAUUUUCUUAUACUGUUAUUUAUAAUUUGCCAAUUACUUUCUGUACUGUUUCUGUUAAUUUAUUUGUUUUUGUAUCACAAGAAUCUGAGUCUUUAUGUUGCCAGUCAUACUGUUAUACAGAAAAUGUUUACGAUUUAUGUUUAAUUUCAUAAUUUGUCAUCAUUGUUUUCAUGUUGUUCAAGGAGUCAUUUACAAGCUAAUAUAUUUCAGUUAAUAAAGUUAUUCAAAAUACUA
Xiphophorus hellerii (green swordtail) is the source of this 5719-nucleotide messenger RNA. RefSeq names its product S-phase cyclin A-associated protein in the ER (gene scaper). The record is from RefSeq and is a predicted model, not a curated record. NCBI's taxonomy places the organism in Eukaryota, Metazoa, Chordata, Actinopteri, Cyprinodontiformes, Poeciliidae. Gene Ontology annotation, molecular function: zinc ion binding; nucleic acid binding.